This is a messenger RNA of Miniopterus natalensis, 1910 nucleotides long. It is a transcript of the gene DRG2, whose product is annotated as developmentally regulated GTP binding protein 2. NCBI's taxonomy places the organism in Eukaryota, Metazoa, Chordata, Mammalia, Chiroptera, Miniopteridae. The record is from RefSeq and is a predicted model, not a curated record. Gene Ontology annotation, molecular function: GTPase activity; GTP binding.
UCCGGGCGCACGCUGCUGGGCCGCCGCCGCCAGGCCCGAGUUCCCCGAGCGCCCGCCGAGCUGUCGGUGCGCCCCGCUUAGCCGCGGCCAUGGGGAUCCUGGAGAAGAUAUCCGAGAUCGAGAAGGAGAUCGCUCGGACGCAAAAGAACAAGGCCACCGAGUAUCACCUGGGCUUGCUGAAAGCAAAACUCGCCAAGUAUCGGGCCCAGCUCCUGGAACCAUCCAAAUCUGCCUCAUCCAAAGGAGAGGGCUUCGAUGUCAUGAAGUCGGGUGAUGCCCGUGUGGCACUGAUUGGAUUUCCCUCUGUGGGUAAGUCCACCUUCUUGAGUCUAAUGACCUCCACAGCCAGUGAGGCUGCGUCCUAUGAAUUCACAACCCUGACGUGCAUCCCCGGGGUCAUUGAAUACAAAGGAGCCAACAUUCAGCUCUUGGACCUUCCUGGAAUCAUCGAAGGUGCAGCACAAGGGAAAGGCCGCGGCCGACAGGUGAUUGCUGUGGCACGCACAGCCGACGUCGUCAUCAUGAUGCUGGACGCCACCAAGGGAGAGGUGCAGAGGUCUCUGCUGGAGAAGGAACUGGAGUCUGUGGGCAUCCGCCUCAACAAGCACAAACCUAACAUCUACUUCAAGCCCAAGAAAGGUGGUGGCAUCUCCUUUAAUUCAACAGUCACGCUGACCCAGUGCUCAGAAAAGCUGGUGCAACUCAUCUUGCACGAGUACAAGAUCUUCAAUGCAGAAGUGCUCUUCCGAGAGGACUGCUCCCCGGACGAGUUCAUCGACGUGAUCGUGGGCAACCGGGUGUACAUGCCCUGCUUGUAUGUUUAUAACAAAAUUGACCAGAUCUCAAUGGAAGAAGUGGAUCGCCUGGCCCGGAAACCCAACAGUGUGGUCAUCAGCUGUGGCAUGAAGCUGAACCUGGACUACUUGCUUGAAAUGCUUUGGGAGUACUUGGCCCUGACCUGCAUCUACACCAAGAAGAGAGGACAGAGGCCGGACUUUACAGACGCCAUCAUCCUACGGAAAGGGGCCUCCGUGGAGCAUGUGUGCCACCGCAUCCACCGGUCGCUGGCCAGCCAGUUCAAGUACGCGCUGGUGUGGGGCACCAGCACCAAGUACAGCCCGCAGCGCGUGGGCCUGACCCACACCAUGGAGCAUGAAGAUGUCAUUCAGAUCGUCAAGAAGUAGUGGCCUGGGGCCAGGCCCCUGGCCACCCACCUCGUCUCCCUGGGCCAUCAGACCCAGUGGCACACUCUGAAGUCCAAACAGGAAGAAUACAAAUACACGUAUUCCAGGAAGGGGUCUCUCAGGUCUGGUUUUUCCAGAAGUUUCUUCAAUAGACAAAUGAAGAGUGUGUGGGAGUGAGGGACCAGGUGGGGGUCUUAUGUUGGGCUGGGGCACUUCACAUAAGACUAGCCCCUUGGAUGGGGGUUCUGAAUUUGGAGCCAUGGGCCUAUGCCCUACCCCUUGCCCUAUUUGGGCAUCGAGUGAGCAAGCUGCCCCCUUACUUCCCAGCAGGGCCUAAUGUACAUAGUGGCUCGAUGCUGGGGUGGGGAGCUGGGCCUGCCUGGGUCCCCAAAAGGAUAGUUACUGUAGGGGUGCCUUGGCUUUCUGCUCCCAUAGUUUCUCUGGUACUCAGGAAGGGAGCCUCCCAGGACAAAACCCCUAACCCCUUUUUGGCCCCACCUCUGCCCCGGGCUGCCCAGUGGUGGAAACUUGAGGUCAGUGGUUUUAAAAGACCCAGUUCAUGCCCUCCACAGCCUGAUGAGUCCUGAGGUGCCACCCCCUCCCAGGGCAGCCCCGGGUACUGUGCAGACACCUGGGCAGGAUCUCAGAGCCUGGGUGUUUCUCUCUGAGCCCUCUGAUCUCGGCACCCUCUGAAAUAAAGGACAAGGACAGCCUGUUGUUCAGAGU